CCACGCCAACUUUCUUGCAGUCACUUAGGUUACCGACUUGAACAAUUUUGCAGUUGUAGUGUAAAUUUUAAAGUGUUAGCAACAUGAAAGCCAAGGGCGAUCUUAAGGAAUAUGAAGUCAUUGGGCGUAAAUUGCCCACUGAGAAGGAGAAGGAGACUCCUCUUUACAAAAUGAGGAUCUUUGCUCCGGAUCAUAUUGUUGCUAAAUCUCGUUUCUGGUACUUCUUGAGACAACUGAAGAAGUUCAAGAAGACUACUGGUGAAAUCGUAUCUGUCAAACAGAUCUCUGAAAAGUCCCCGACCAAGAUUAAGAACUUUGGUAUCUGGCUGAGGUAUGAUUCCAGAUCUGGAACUCACAACAUGUAUCGUGAAUACAGAGAUUUGACUGUCUCUGGUGCUGUCACUCAGUGCUACAGAGAUAUGGGUGCUCGCCAUAGAGCUCGUGCUCACAGCAUCCAAAUCAUCAAAGUGGAGAAGGUCAAAGCAGCUGAUUGCAGAAGACCAAAUGUCACACAGUUCCAUGAUUCUAAAAUCAGAUUCCCAUUGCCAAAACGCAUCCAACACAGAAAACAAAUGCCUGUGUUCAGCGUUAGAAAACCAAGAACAUUUUUCUUAUAAAUUUGCCUUAUUGUAAAGGAAAAUAACACCAGAAUGAAGCAUGUUAUAUUAUUGUCAAUGUAACCAAAAUUUUGGUUUAUUGCAUAAAUAUUGUUAUGUGCGUGGAAUCGUGAGAAAUAUGAUUCUGACAAUUUAUGACUGCACAUUGUUCUAGUU
Messenger RNA from Trichogramma pretiosum, 773 nucleotides. Its product is annotated as 60S ribosomal protein L18a-like. NCBI's taxonomy places the organism in Eukaryota, Metazoa, Arthropoda, Insecta, Hymenoptera, Trichogrammatidae. Gene Ontology annotation, cellular component: ribosome; cytosolic large ribosomal subunit. Gene Ontology annotation, molecular function: structural constituent of ribosome. Bases 84 to 617 code for a protein of 177 amino acids. The record is from RefSeq and is a predicted model, not a curated record. Gene Ontology annotation, biological process: translation. The transcript is spliced from 3 exons.